CACCCCAGGAUCAAGACCUCCCACAUUCUGUCCGCCCCUGCCUGCCGGUCCCUGACGAAACGGAGACACAGAAGAACAUUCUGCGGUGCGCUCUGCCUGUCAGACGGCCGACGUCGACGACCGUGACUCGUUGUUUGUCAUCGCUUCUCCCUUUCUGCCCUCUCUCCCUUCGACCGUCCCCGAUAACGCUCUUCUCCGCUAUCCACGCACAUCUCGCUCACACACACGAUGCCUCCCCCCGAAGAGUAUGAUGAGCUGGACGCCGACGGGGAAGUCGAUGGCCUGGACUCGUCUGCUACCAACAGUACAGCACCCUCCCAAACGACAGCGACAGCAGCCUCUUUGGCUGCCGCAAGCGGCGUCGGCAAACGAUACCGCCCUGCCCCUGCGAAAACCUUUCAGUGCCGUGGAUAUGGAGAGUGCAGGAUGGUUUUCAGUCGGAGCGAGCACUUGGCGAGACAUAUACGAAAGCACACGGGUGAACGCCCCUUCACAUGCCACUGCGGGAAGCAGUUCUCCCGUCUCGAUAACUUGCGCCAGCACGCGCAGACGGUACACGCGGAAAAUCCAAGCCGCAAUGAAGCUAUGAUGCGUGACUUGGCCAGCGUGCAUGCCACGAUGACCGCUGGGAACGGGAACUUGGCAACGACGAAUGCCGCGUCCCCUAGCGCCGAAGAAACGGGUGCCAGCACCACAGCGACGGUCAAGCGGACUGCAAGUAAAAAGCGCCCGAACACCAAGGCUGGAGGGGUCAAGGUCAAGAAGGAGUCCGUGGAAAUGCUCCCCAGCCAGCGACCGGGCACCUCGACCGGGUAUGAGGGCGCAGCUGCUUCGUAUCCAGACACUUCCGGCAUGGAUGUCGACGGAGAAGGCGAAGAUGAUGAAGAUGAAAGAAGAGAAGAAGUUGACGUAAAACCACAUGUCCGGAGUACACAAACCCAAGCAACAAUCCCCCGCCGCGCACCUCAUCAGCCCUCCCCGCCAUCAGAGUUGGGGAGGGCGCGUUCGUUUCGGUCCUCGCAGUUUCGAGCCAACUCCGGCGGAUUUCGGCCGAGCUCAGCCAGCGCCAGCUCUGCCGCCAUCGCCCCCGGAGGGUCCUUUCGUGAUCCUCUCCCCGCUCAAUCGUCAUUCGGAGUUGGGAGAGAUCGAGAGUCAUUUCGAAGCCACCCCUAUGCACGGCGGUCACCACCCGAGCUCACCCCAUCCCCUCCCAUCACCCAGAACCGGGUCACCUCUGGGCGCCCAUUUUCGUCCGCAUCCACCGGGUUCGAUGGUCUUCCCGGCUCAAGGCCUGGGACCGGGGGAAAUGGUACACGACUUCCGCCCAUCACAGCAUUCCUCCCCGCUACCGGGCUUCGCCCCGGGUCCAGCUCCAGUCGACCCGGGUCCAGUUCCCAGUCCGGAGGAUUAUCAGCAGGAGGGAUACUCCUUCCGGGUUCACUCACCUUACGGCGACCCUCGACUGGCCACGACUGGGAAUGGGGCGAUGCAUGGGACGUCCGACCUGGGACUGCCCCCGGAAAGCUCCUCCCCUCACGUGCUGCUCCCCCAGACCUCGACGAUGCAUCUCCGUUCUCAUUCCAUGUCCCCGACCAGCCAAGUGCCGCCAGCGCCGCCGCCAAUCACGGGGGCUCACGCAAACGCCCGCUCGGCGGCCCGGAUGGGCCGUAUGGGCCGUAUCCAGACGACGACGGCGGCAAGUCCCGGCCCGCGAGUCGGCGCUUCUCCGUCAUGGAGCUCUGCAACGACAACCAGCAGCGACCGCCCACACGUGAGCGGGAGCGGCCGACGACGACCAAUGGGCUCAUCUCACGUGCCUCGGCGCUCGUCCUCGACGAUCGAGAUGCGGAACACGACGCCGUCUUUGCCUGGGAGGCGGGUGAACAGCAUUUCGCCCCCGCCGACGGUCCCAUUGCUGGCACAGCCCCAGGGAGUCGACCGGGAAGCGUACGCGGACGACAUGCGGCGGCACCAGGAGGACCAACUGCGCCUGACGCUUGGCCACGAGAUGAGCGGCGGCUAUCCGGAGUCCCAUCACUCGCAUCCCCAGGCGCAUCAAUUCUAUCAAGGGUAUAUGCUGGACCAGCCGCAAGCAUACCAGGACUACCACCACCCGUAUCAGACGCCUGGUCUCGAGAUGCGGAUGGAGCAGAUGCAGAUGAUGGAGGCAGCCGGUUCGGGAUAUCCCGGCUACCAGCACCCUACGGGCUAUCCGCUUCCGUACGAGCAGCCUCCCGAGAUGGGUCAUCACCACCCGCAGGAGUACCCGCUGCCCCCGGACGCGGGACCGCAUUUGGAGGCGGUCUCCCCGGGAUCGCCCUACUCACAACACGGCUUCCACCUCAGUCAACAGCCGCUUUCACCCUACCCCCACUACGGUCCGGAGACGGUUCCGUUUCACCCCGAUCCCCAACAUGGGUUCAGCAGCAGCACCACCGUGUACGGAGCUUCGACUAUCAGCCCCCAGGACACGUUCAAGCUGUACGACGCGGAUCUCCUGGAGAUGAAUAUGAAUAUGACCGUCGGGUUGAGAGCGGAAUGAAGGUCUGAUCCUGUCUUGUAGCAAUCUAAUAUUCUUGCCUUUACUUUAAUACACCUAUCUACGUACUCCAAUCUACUAUCUACACGCUGUGCUUGUAUAUACCUGCCUCCAACGUCGUUGUUUGCUGGA
Molecule: messenger RNA, 2671 nt
Organism: Mycena citricolor
Lineage: Eukaryota; Fungi; Basidiomycota; Agaricomycetes; Agaricales; Mycenaceae
Source: the annotation of a GenBank genome assembly